CGCCGCAACACCGCCCACCCACCCAAACCUCCCAAUCCACGCCGCCGCCUCCGGAGCAAGGUUCACAAAUCUCGGCGAACCGCGGCGUCCGGCGACCGAACGAAGCCAAGAUGCAGAUCUUCGUGAAGACGCUGACGGGGAAGACGAUCACGCUGGAGGUGGAGUCGUCGGACACGAUCGACAACGUGAAGGCCAAGAUCCAGGACAAGGAGGGGAUCCCGCCGGACCAGCAGCGGCUCAUCUUCGCGGGCAAGCAGCUGGAGGACGGCCGCACGCUCGCCGACUACAACAUCCAGAAGGAGUCCACGCUCCACCUCGUCCUGCGACUCCGCGGCGGCGCCAAGAAGCGCAAGAAGAAGACCUACUCCACGCCCAAGAAGCUCCCGCACGAGCACAAGAAGACCGAGCUCGCCGUGCUCGGCCACUACCGGGUGGACGACGCCACGGGCAAGGUGGAGCGCCUGCGCAAGGAGUGCCCCAACCCGGACUGCGGCGCCGGGACCUUCAUGGCGGCCCACGCCGACCGCCACGCCUGCGGCAAGUGCGGCCUCACCUAUGCCUACGCCGCAGGGGCCCAUAGCCUGGAGGUUGAUAGUUGAUUAGAUAUAUCGAUUGAUGUGUUUUUACUACUCCAUCUAUAAAUAGAUGCCAAAGAUUUGUCUAAAUUCGAAUGUAUCUAUACACUAAAUUGUGACUAGAUACAUUCAAAUUUAAACAAACUUUUGGCAUCUAUUUAUGGACAGAGGUAGUAGUUUCGAUGAAUUUGCUGUGAAUUUAGUAUUGUUCUGGAAUCUAGAUUUUGAUGCUUUUGUAAGCAAAUACCAUGUGGUUGUGAUCCGCGCAUGUUUUGAGUAACAAUAUCGCAUUUCGACGUA
Lolium perenne is the source of this 875-nucleotide messenger RNA. RefSeq names its product ubiquitin-ribosomal protein eS31y fusion protein-like. Gene Ontology annotation, cellular component: ribosome. The record is from RefSeq and is a predicted model, not a curated record. Gene Ontology annotation, biological process: translation. Gene Ontology annotation, molecular function: structural constituent of ribosome; protein binding. Lineage: Eukaryota; Viridiplantae; Streptophyta; Magnoliopsida; Poales; Poaceae.